GUGGUCAAGUGGAUAGACGUUUUCGCGUCCCGACCUUGGAAAUGGACAGGCUGGUUGGGGGAAUAUUUUGAUAGGAUUGGUGUUCGAAUUGCGGUGCCAGUGGAUGUAUAUGGUGGUUGCCCUGAUCAGGAAUCAUGGUGAAUGCCUGCAAUGUAUUUGUGCUCUUGGCAAAUCUGGCAGUGUUGAGUUGUCAAGAACAAACCGUUUUAGAGCACGAAAUAACCCACGAUACGGAUGCAGAAAACCCAAGCUAUUCAUUCAGUUAUGGAGUGUCUGAUUCCCGGACGGGAGACAUCAAGACUGUAUGGGAGGCUAAAGAGGGCGACACAGUCAAAGGUCACUAUAGUGUUUUAGAACCCGAUGGUUCAAUGAGAACAGUGGAAUAUUCGGCAGGUCCGCACACGGGAUUCCAAGCGACGGUAAACAAUGAUGCAGCACAACAACCUAUACCCAACAUUCCAGUUGUAGAAAAUAAAGCCAUGAGGGAUUAUGACCACAUGAUUGAUUAUUCUGAAGUCCCUGAAGAGGAGGAACGAUAUGUGCAAAGAAAUAGAAAAAGAGCAAGUCUCGUUGACGGGAGAAUAAGAGAUUAUGUAAAAAGAAAACGACCACAGUUACCAAUCGAUCUCGAACCAAGCGAAUACACACAUAGUUAUUCAAUCAAACAUCCGUACCGGGAUGAAGAAGGAGCAGAAAGCGAAUCACACAUAAGUAUGGAUCCAAAUUGUAAAAAGAAGAAGAAAAAUGAAAACAUGUACACAAGUAUCGCAGAUCUUGAUUUAAAGAAAUAUCCAAGUUUUACAUCCAACUCUUUCAAAGAAGAUUUUGAAAGAUACGAACCACAAUCAUCAUAUGAUUUUGAUAAAUUGGUCAGCAGCCAUAAGUACGGCAAAGGUAAAUUUGAAGAUUUCGGAACCAAACCAUCAAAGUACACCAUGCCAUCAGUACCUGAUUUGCCGUCUUUUGAUAAAUAUUACCCAGAAGAUCUCCCUUCUCGUCCCAAAAAGAAGUAUAAGCCUUACAAAAAACCCGAAGUAUUGAGUGAUGAUUUAGAUGAUUAUAUAUUGGUACCAAAAAAGAAAUACAAAAAUCCGCUCAGGGUUCCUGACAUAGAUGACUAUGCACAUGGUGUAGAUGCUGAUUAUGAACGACCGCUGUUUGAUGAUGAUGAAAGAUUUCACUCUAUUCGAGGUUCUGGCUCGGCGCCAAAGGAAGUCAUCAGAAAAGUAGUGAAGAAAAAGAAACCAGUAAUAAACCUAUUAGAUAUGUUUGAUAUUUAAGUUCAUGUUAGCUUUUACAAAUUAGGCUACUGUUGUUACUUAUAGAAAUCUUGUAAGAUAAGUAUUUUGGUGAUAUGUAUUCAAUAAAUUUCGAUCUAAAUAAACAAAAAAAGUAAGCUUUUUUUUAAUAAAUUAA
Plodia interpunctella (Indianmeal moth) is the source of this 1416-nucleotide messenger RNA. RefSeq lists its product as uncharacterized. The record is from RefSeq and is a predicted model, not a curated record. Gene Ontology annotation, cellular component: extracellular matrix. The coding region runs from base 135 to 1280 and encodes 381 amino acids. The transcript is spliced from 4 exons. NCBI's taxonomy places the organism in Eukaryota, Metazoa, Arthropoda, Insecta, Lepidoptera, Pyralidae.